This is a messenger RNA of Xiphophorus maculatus (southern platyfish), 3809 nucleotides long. It is a transcript of the gene rfx4, whose product is annotated as regulatory factor X4. Gene Ontology annotation, molecular function: DNA-binding transcription factor activity, RNA polymerase II-specific; RNA polymerase II cis-regulatory region sequence-specific DNA binding. The transcript has 18 exons. The record is from RefSeq and is a predicted model, not a curated record. Gene Ontology annotation, biological process: regulation of transcription by RNA polymerase II. NCBI's taxonomy places the organism in Eukaryota, Metazoa, Chordata, Actinopteri, Cyprinodontiformes, Poeciliidae. Bases 735 to 2945 code for a protein of 736 amino acids.
CGAAGGCUUUAACUUUGAACAUGCCUCUGUAAAGUUUCAAAAUGUUUGGAAGGAGAGGAACAUCGAGAAGCAGCUUUUACUGAAGGAGCGACUCAAGUGAGGCAACAGGUGGCUGUGGGAUGUGUUCAUAGAGGAGAGAAGAGAUAAAAAGAAACUGUAAAGUUGAGUAGUGAGUUCAUUUGGACCUUCUGGGUGUAUAAAAUGUAUGAAAUGCCAUAACUGAGAGCGGGGAGGCCACAGUGUUAGGAUGUAGAUCUAAGCCUCUUUUUUUCUGGUUUGGAGGGAGCUUUUCUUAUUCAAAACAGCCCCACAAAAGACUUCCAGUGAGCUCUGCCACAUCCCCAUCUGACUUGGGGCCAUUCAUCAGCCUUCCAAGCCUAUCAAUGACAUGUCCCCAUCAGGGCUCCUAUAAAAUCAGCCCCUUUCCCAUGAAACAUCAGCAAACAUUUUGACGGGUCUGGCUUUCCCCCCGCUGGAUUUCUGGAGUCUCCUGCUCCCUUCUUUGCACCCACCGCCCCCCUCCAUCCCCUCUCUCUUUCUCCCUCCCUCUCUCUCUCCCUCCUCCACCAACACCGCCCUUCUCCGGGCGAACCCCAGAGCCUCAACAUCUCCCGUGACGGGCAGUGGUCAGGGAGCCUUAGGACGAGCCGAGAGGAGAUCAUCGGAGGAGGGGGACAGAGAGCGUGCACUGAGCCAUUUUACUCGGAGGAGCCGGCGUCGUUGAUGGGAAGAGGAUGCACUGCGGGCUGCUGGAGGAGCCGGACAUGGAUUCCACAGAGAGCUGGAUCGAAAGGUGCCUCAAUGAGAGUGAGAGCAAGCGAUACUCCAGUCACACGUCUCUGGGGAACAUGUCCAACGACGAACAUGAGGAAAAGGAGAAUAACAGAGCGACUAAACCACAUUCAACACCAGCUACUCUGGAAUGGUUAGAGGAAAACUACGAAAUAGCAGAAGGUGUGUGCAUCCCCAGGAGUGCGCUCUACAUGCACUACCUUGACUUCAGCGAGAAGCACGACACGCAACCUGUGAACGCAGCGAGCUUUGGAAAGAUUAUAAGGCAGCAGUUCCCAGCACUGACAACCAGAAGACUGGGGACAAGAGGACAGUCCAAGUACCACUACUACGGGAUUGCUGUGAAGGAGACGUCCCCGUACUACGAUGUGAUGUACUCCAAAAAGGGGGCGGCGUGGGUGAACGAGACGGGGAAGAAAGAGGUCACGAAGCAGACAGUGGCGUAUUCACCGCGCUCCAAGCUGGGGACGCUCCUGCCAGAGUUUCCAAAUGUCAAAGACCUAAAUUUGCCUGCCAGCCUGCCAGAGGAGAGGGUGUCAACGUUCAUCAUGAUGUACAGAACUCACUGUCAGAGGAUACUGGACACGGUUAUCAGAGCCAAUUUUGACGAGGUCCAAAGUUUCCUGCUGCACUUCUGGCAGGGCAUGCCACCCCACAUGCUCCCUGUCCUCGGCUCUCCCACUGUGGUCAACAUCGUCGGCGUUUGUGACUCCAUCCUCUACAAAGCCAUCUCCGGGGUGCUGAUGCCCACCGUCCUGCAAGCACUACCUGACAGCUUGACUCAGGUUAUUCGGAAAUUUGCCAAACAGCUUGAUGAGUGGCUUAAAAUAGCACUUCAUGACCUUCCUGAAAACCUGAGGAACAUCAAAUUUGAACUGUCGAGGAGAUUCUCCCAGAUUUUGAAGCGGCAAACGUCAUUAAACCAUCUCUGUCAGGCAUCUCGGACCGUGAUAAACAGUGCCGACAUCACCUUCCAAAUGCUGGAGGACUGGAGGAACGUGGACCUGAACAGCAUCACCAAGCAGACACUUUACACCAUGGAGGACUCGCAGGAGGAGCACAGGCAGCUUAUUAUGCACUUGUAUCAGGAAUUUGACCGCCUGUUGGAAGAGCAGUCUCCAAUUGAGGCCUACAUCGAGUGGCUGGACUCCAUGGUGGACCGCUGUGUCGUCAAGGUGGCGGGGAAGAGGCCCGGCUCGCUGAAGAAGGUGGCCCAACAGUUCCUGCUGAUGUGGUCGUGUUUUGGUACCAGAGUCAUCCGGGAUAUGACCCUGCACAGCGCGCCCAGCUUUGGGUCCUUCCACCUGAUCCACCUCAUGUUUGAUGAUUACGUUCUCUACCUGCUGGAGUCGCUGCACUUCCAGGAGAGGGCCAACGACCUGAUGAGGGCCAUGAAAGGGGAGGGGAGCACAGCAGAGCAAGAGGAAGAAUUCACGCUGACAGAAACCAGCCCCACCUCCCCAUCUCCGGGGUCCUACUCUCCCGCCCGCUCCGUCCAAUCGGUGGACAUCUCGUCGGCCAGCUCCCCCACUGCCGCCCUGUCCCCAGAGUACACAGGGGUCACCGCUUCCACAGGCGCUGUUCAGUCAUAUACCUGGUCCCUUACAUACACAGUGACCACAGCGGGCGGCUCCGCUCCGGAGGCUGGGCAGCAGCUGUCCUGCAUGAGGAGCAGCGCUCCCGUCCCACCGCCGUCCUCCGCCCACAGGAUGCCGGUGUACGCCCACAGGGAGGAGCACGGAUACAGCGGUAGCUACAACUAUGGCAGCUACACCAACCAGCACCCCCACUCCAUCCAGAGCCAGUACCCGAGCCUGGCCCACGAGCCGGCCAUCCCCGCCCCACUUCACUACUCCGCCUACCACCGCUCCUCUGCACAGUACCAGCUCAACAGCCAGAUGCCCCGCAUGGAGCCGUGCCUGAUGGGCAGCACUCCUCGGUUGCACCCUGCGCCCAUCGCCCCCCGCUGGCCAGAUGUGUCUCCUGCUAACAGCUGUUACUCCAGCCCGCCUAUGCAUUCCUCUCGCUAUGCCACCUCUGGGGACAUGUACUCUCCUCUCGGCCCUCGCAGAAACUCGGAGUACGAACACUCUCAGCAUUUUCCAGGCUUUGCCUACAUCAACGGAGAGGCCACUACAGGCUGGGCCAAAUAGGGUUUGAUAACUCCUUACCUGAUAAACCGGCAGCUGCAGUCUCUGAACUCUCACAAAGACAAAGAGGAAAGGGAAAGAAAUCGAGGCCGGACUGACAAGUUUGAAGAGGCGUGUUACAUCGGUCGCCCUGAUGAUUGUGGUGUCACCCGACCAGAUCUCCGAUUAAUCAUUUCCUCCAUCAAACACUUGAUGGAGGAAAACAAAUCAUAUUGAUUGUCUGAACCUGCAGCAAAAUCAUAUAAAGAGUGCAAUGCUGCUGCCAAGCUGUGCCUUUGUUUUAAGGAAUGUACACCUCAGCCAGAGUUGCCCUUGCUGCUCUCAGUGCUGUGUUUGGAUACCGGUGCAGCUGCAGGUUUUCCUGCAGGCGUUGCUCAGCACUGUUGCAGCAUCUCGUCGCGAUGAGCUGCACCGCCUUAACCAUCUCCUGGGACUCCAGGUCUGUGACUCUGAGCUGACAACCAUCACGUGUUUCCAUCUCAGAUAGUUAACUUAAACACAACACAUGUAUCCUGUCGCAAGCUUUUCUGCUGUUUUUCUGUGACUAUAUAUCUAUAAAGAUAGGUAUAUAUAUAUAUAAGUAUUUUCUGUAACUUUGUAACAUGGUGUAAUGCUAUAUUUUCUAUGUCGUCUCUGUUUUGUAUGGUUAGUAAAGGAUGCAUUAACUUAGGGUUGUGUGUUUUAUAAUGCACUCAAAGCUACGGAGGACCUAUUACCCUAUGGGUAUUUAUUAAAAAGGGAAAUAUCAAAGUGUACAGUAACAUGAAGUCACUUUUCUGUAAAUAAAAAGCACUGGAGAGCAUCUGUGGUGACAGUUAAAUUAUGUUGGAAAUAUUCCGCCCUCAUAAAUAAUUCAACAAUUCAAAA